Messenger RNA from Megalobrama amblycephala (Wuchang bream), 3421 nucleotides. RefSeq lists its product as uncharacterized. The record is from RefSeq and is a predicted model, not a curated record. The transcript is spliced from 4 exons. Lineage: Eukaryota; Metazoa; Chordata; Actinopteri; Cypriniformes; Xenocyprididae. Bases 2391 to 3224 code for a protein of 277 amino acids.
CUUGCACGGCAAGUGAUUGCGUCAGUCUACUUGUGUAUGAAGCCGAUGACGCAUGUGCUUUUCGCUUCUCCCCGAAAAAAUAUCCUUGUAUGAUGAUGUUUCUUGUUUAAAACAUAUAUUUGAUGCUGGAAGAAUGUGAUUGACUUAUAGUGACAUUUAAUUAUGUUAGCUAUGAUGAAAAUGUAUCGUUUAAUGUGUUCAUUGAUUUAAAUGAUGUAUAUCAUGACGCUAACUAAUUAGCAUGGUAUGCUUAGUAUGCUGUAGUAUACCAGAGAGGGAGAAGCUGUGCUCCACUGAAUAUUUCCAUUAAUUACAGAGUUACAGUGCUGAAUCUCAACAAGUGGUCGUGUGGUCCUUGUGUGAGUGUGAGAGUGACCGGUCCAGACACGCUACAUUUGCUUUGGUUGGGCUCUUGACCCUUGACUGGCCAAAAAGCCAAGAAAAAUUGUGCUCAGGUGGUGUUGAACACACAAAGAAUUUGCUGUUUGCUGUUAUAUAAUUUUUUGUAAAUUAUUAGAGAAUCAAUGUAAUGAACAGUUAAACAAUAAAUGAAAUAAAAAGAUAAAUCACAUGACAUUGUGAUUUUCUCCUUUGGUGAUUCUGCUUGUUAUCAUCAGGUGUCUUCAAUAAUGGUCAAUCAUCACUCAAUUAAUUUCUCAUUAAUUUUAAGACUGCUUCAGUGAGUGGAAAAAAAUAUGGCAAGACUUUUACUUUCUGAGACCUGGACUUUCCACCUCUGAAUAAUACUCUGAAAAAUAACACUUCUUCCCCCAGUUUCACAGACAAUGCUUAAGCUAAUCCUAAAUGCAUGUUUGAGCUGUUUCAACUGACAGCAACUUGCACUGACAGAUCUUAAAAUAUGUCGGACCCAUUGUUUUAUCUCAAGAUGCACAACAGUAAUGUUUUUUGUUGUUGUUGUUGUUGUUGUUUUAGUGUAUGUUUAUAAAAGUUGCUUAAAUGUCCUAACUAACUGUUGAACUAAGACUUAAUCCUGGCUUAGGUUAAGCCCUGUCUGUGAAACCGUGCCCUUAUUAUAUAUAUAUAUAUAUAAACAAACCAAUUGUAAAUAAGGUCACAAAACAUUAUAGGUUAUUUCCCUCAGUCCAUUCAAUGAAUUAAGUUUAGAAAAAUAUACCCCAGCCCAUUCAAUUAAUUGUUUCAAGUUCAGGAAAAAGUUCAAAAGGAAAAAUUAUGAUACCAAUAAAUUGAUGAGAAGACAAGAAGUCAAAGAUCCAAACUCAGUCUUGGUGACUCGUCAUCGGAAAAUACAAAUUUCAACACAUACAACAAAACUUGCCUUUUCCUCUGAAUUAACAGUGAUUUGUUUUUAUUUAAAUCCAGAUUACACCAUGAACUACAGCGAAUAACUCCUCUAGUUUUGGCUCGAUGCUCUGGAUAAACAAGGCCAUACAGUCUCGUCUGCGCUUCACAGUGGAUGGAGUCAGCAUUGCUGCUGAACACACUCAAUUUGACACUUUACACCUGCAGUGCUGAUUCCAAUUCUAUAUACUAGUUUUACUACAUAAAUAAGCCAAAAUGAUUUUUUUUCUUUGGACUGCAAAGUAACUAAUUUGAGUCUGGGUUACACACUGACAUCAGUGUUGGGUCCACCAAACUAGAAGACGUUCUCAAACUUCAGGUGCUUCAAGUGCAGCGUCCAUGACGGCUGGAGGCCAUGAUUCGUGAACAAUUUAUUUUUCUCAGAUUCACCAAAGUAACAAAAUCUGCAAUCAAAACUCAUCAUGAACUCAAGCUUUUCUUGUCAAAUUUCCCCAAGACCAAAUAUCAGAGGCAGCCAAAUUUCUCUAAAUGAACAAUUACAUUCACAGGUUACUGUGUGCUUCAUUAACUCUCAUUUAUGAAUUUUGCUUGAACACAAGCUAAAAUAUAAGAUAAUUGUAAAUAAUUGUUUUUUAGUCAAAAUGGACCCUGCAAUGUUUGUUCUCUUUUAUUUUAUCUGCUCAAACAUCAGUGUGUCUGGUUUGAUUUGUCGGUAAAUAGACAGCUUGUGCUGGAUGUUGGUGUGUGCGUCAGCAGUUUGUGGCUGAGGCGUUUCUUCAUUUGCUCUCACAAUCUCACAAUCUUUCACUCCACACAAAACAUCUUAUACUGAAAUAAAGUGAAUCCAUCAACAGUCAAAUAAGAGUCAGAGAUCAAAUAUGACUGACAGCUCACCACACCAAAUAACACACCAGUAGACACAGAUAUCUAAUCCAAUAUUUCACUCUUCUGCUAUUCAUUUUCAUUCAGGGCCAGAAUUAAUCCAAAAAUGUAAGAUCAGCAAAAGCUAGCUGAUUUUCUUGAAGUUAAAGGAGACGGAUGUGUGAGCGGAAACUAACUGAGGUUGGGGGAGGAUUCACACUCAACUAGAUAAAUAUCACAGUUCAGUCAUGUUUCUGGUCAAUCUGAGUGUUUUCAGACAUUUUAAGAGUAACUAUCGUGAGCUUUACAGUGAACCGAUGAAGAAAAUGUUUCUCAAAUUAGUUUUGACCUGUUUCUGUCUGUGGCGUCUGGAUGGUGUGUUUGGUGCUAUAUUACUGAUACCAGUCACAGUGAUUGAGGGAGAUUCAGUCACUCUAAACUUUCAUCUUACUGAAAGAAUUGAUGAUGAGAUUCAGUGGAGUUUUGAAGACACUUUAAUAGCUGAAAUCAAUGUAACGGCCGACAGCUUCACUGUAUAUGAUGAUGUUCUUGAUGGGAGAUUCAGAGACAGACUGAAACUGGACAAUCAAACUGGAUCUCUGACCAUCACAAACACCACAACUGAACAUGCUGGACAUUAUUCAGUAAGAUAUAUACUGGCCAACUACCCAAUGAUGAUGACCUUUAUUCUCACUGUCUAUGGAGUGGAGUCAGUGUCAGUGAAUGAGGGAGAUUCAGUCACUCUAAACUCUGAUCUUACUGAAAUGAAGGAUGACGAUGAGAUUCUGUGGAUGUUUGGAAAUGAAGAAACUUUAAUAGCUGAAAUCAAUGUAACGGCCGACAGAUUCACUGUAUAUGAUGAUGUUCUUGAUGGGAGAUUCAGAGACAGACUGAAACUGGACAAUCAAACUGGAUCUCUGACCAUCACAAACAUCAAAACUGAACAUGCUGGAGAUUAUAAACUACCUUUUAAACUUGUGAUCAAGAUUUUCAAUAUCACUGUCUACGGUGAGUUUAAUAUUGGUUUCACUGAUUUUAUUUAUUACAGCAUUAAAGUAAAUCUAGAAGAGUAUCAUGACUAAAUACUUAAAAUGACUAAUUAGCUUAUUUUUCUCUAGGUUCAUAUUUAACUUUCUAUAUCAGAUUGGUUCCUCUCAAAGUUUCUUCCUCGUCUGCUUGAAUAUCUUCAUUCAUCCUCAUUUCUCUUUAUUCUCUGAUGUUUUUCAGCUCGUCUGCCUGUUCCUGUCAUCAGCAGAAACUCUUCACAAUGUUCUUCAUC